AUGAAGUGUUUAUACAUCAACUCUUCUUUCCUUUUCAUUCCCCUUGGCCUAUUUCCUUCCUUCCUUCCUUCUUUUCCUUCCUUCCUUUUUCCUUCUCUCUUUCUUGCUCACUGCUUUCUCUCUUCGUUCGUUCAUUCGUUCGUACCUUCUUUCCUGUCUUCUCUUUUCCUUCCUUCCUUCCUUCCUUCCUUCCUUCCUUCCUUCCUUCCUUCCUUUAAUCUCUCUCCCAUCCUUCCUAUCUCUCUUUCUUCCUCCCGUCUUUCUCUCUCGCUUCCUUCAUUCCUUCCUUCUUUCUUCCUUCCUUUCAUCUUUCGCCCUUCCUUCCUCCUUCCUUUCUCACUUUCUUUCUCCCUGCUUUCUCUCUCGCUUCCUUCCUUCCUUCCUUCCUUCCUUCCUUCCUUCCUUCCUUCCUUCCUUCCUUCUCUCUCCCUUUUUUCCUUCCUUCUUCCUUUCUCUCUUUCUUCCUCCCUGCUUUCUCUCUCGCUUCCUUCCUUCCUUCCUUCCUUCCUUCCUUCCUUCCUUCCUUCCUUCUCUCUCCUUUUCCCUUCCUUCUUCCUUUCUCUCUUUCUUCCUCCCUGCUUUCUCUCUCGCUUCCUUCCUUCUCUCUCCCUUUUUUCCUUACUUCUUCCUUUCUCUCUUUCUUCCUCCCUGCUUUCUCUCUCGCUUCCUUCCUUCCUUCCUUCCUUCCUUCCUUCCUUCCUUCCUUCCUUCCUUCCUUUUCCCUCUCUCUUCCUUUAUCUUUCACACUUCUCCCUACCCCCGAUAAAUCUUGUCUCCUCCAAAUUCCUUCACCUCACUUCAGUUUUCUUCUUUUUCUGCUUCUUUCUUCUCCUUCCACUGAGCCACAAUUUCUUUUGGAAUGGUCGAAGUCACAACACCUGA
Acanthosepion pharaonis is the source of this 882-nucleotide messenger RNA. The record is from the annotation of a GenBank genome assembly. Lineage: Eukaryota; Metazoa; Mollusca; Cephalopoda; Sepiida; Sepiidae.